AUGGCCGUUCAGGCUCAAUAUCCUUCUAACGUCCUCCUCCUCAAUCCCAGAAACUUCCCAGAAGAUUAUGACUCUCCAUUGCCCCCUGCAGAAGCACUUAAUCACUCUCAUGCCUUAUUCAACAAUGGAGGUAUUCCUCAAUUCCCAGAUUGUAUAACCGUCCAUGGGGUUUACUCACGCAAGCCCCAAUGUUGUGAAUUCCUCUCUCUGCAAUCUCCUCAACUCGUAGACCUCUCGCAGCUGCAUAACCACCACCACAAUAGCGUCUCCACCGGCCUCCGUUUAUCCUCCUUCGCCGAUCGCCGGCCACUUCACUUGCCUCACAACCACCAGCAAUCACCCCAAGAUUUCUCUCAUUACUUAUCCUCAUCGUCUCCGUUUUCUCAAGAUUUUGUCUCUCAAAUCAAACAACAUGCUGAUGAAAUAGACCAAUUCAUUCGAGCGCAGGAAGCGGAAUUGCAUCGGACAUUGGCGGAGAAAAGGCAGAGACAUUACCGAGCGCUACUAACCACGGCGGAAGAAACCGUGGCGCGGCGGUUGAGAGAGAGAGAGCUAGAGGUGGAAAAGGUCGCGCGCAUGAACGCCGAGUUAGAGGCACGCGCCGCUCAACUCAGCGCCGAGGCACAGCUUUGGCAGGCGAAGGCAAAAGCACAGGAAGCAACAGCCGCUUCCUUACAGGCCCAACUGCAACAGGCCAUGAUGAACGGCGCAGCGGCCUUAGAAAGAAGAGACGAGGGCGGGCUAUCGUGCGCGGCGGGCGCCGAUGACGCCGAGUCGGCUUACGUCGACCCGGACCGAGUCGAACCGACCGGACCCGAAUGCAGAGGGUGUGGGGAGAGGGUGGCGUCGGUGGUGGUAUUGCCGUGUCGGCAUCUGUGCUUGUGUAUCAAAUGCAACGUCCAUUACCGAGCAUGUCCGGUUUGCCUUACGCUCAAAGAUUCAACCGUUGAGGUUUUUUUUUCCUAGGGCCCAAAAUGGCCCAUAUCCAUAUGACAGGCCCGGUAAGAGGCCCAACUGGAAAUAAAAAAAUUUAAAUUAAAUAUCUCAAAAUAAGAAAAAAAAAAUCAUUUUACUAUUAUUAAUUUUUUUAAUUUACUUUACAUGGCAUGAAGCCUGGUUUGGCCUCAAAGAUGCGCACAUGGGUGUGGCAUUGUUUAAAAAAAAAAAAAGCCUUGUUCUGACUCUUUCUUGCAGAUUCCAUUCAAAUUAUACAAACAUAUUCUUUUAUUUGGUAAAUACAUUGGUCUGAUGGUUCAUGAAGAUUUAAUUGA
Molecule: messenger RNA, 1271 nt
Organism: Prosopis cineraria
Lineage: Eukaryota; Viridiplantae; Streptophyta; Magnoliopsida; Fabales; Fabaceae
Product: BOI-related E3 ubiquitin-protein ligase 1-like
Exons: 4
Coding region: 1-966 (321 amino acids)
Molecular function (GO): ubiquitin-protein transferase activity
Source: RefSeq, a predicted model, not a curated record